AUGUGGAGCCUGGGUUGUAUGUUUGCUGGAAUGAUUUUUCGGAAGGAACCAUUCUUCUAUGGUCACGACAAUCAUGACCAGCUUGUCAAAAUUGCCAAGGUUUUGGGGACAGAUGAGUUGAAUGCGUAUCUGAACAAAUAUCAACUGAUUCUUGAUCCACAACUUGAAGCCCUUGUUGGAAGGCAUAGCCGCAAGCCAUGGUCAAGAUUUAUCAAUGGUGAUAACCAGCAUCUUGUAUCCCCUGAGGCAAUUGAUUUUCUGGAUAAGCUUCUUCGAUACGACCAUCAAGAUAGGCUCACUGCAAGAGAAGCAAUGGCUCAUCCAUACUUCUUCCAGGUGAGAACUGCGGAGAACAGCAGGCUGCGAACGCAAUAACCCGAUGUGUAGAGGUUAAAUUUUAAUAGCACUUUGCUCAUUGUGGCGUUAGUUGUAAGCCUAGGCUCUCUUUUCCCACCCACCUAGGCGGUUGGUUAGCUCAUACAGUUGCUUGGCUCUUCUGUGUUCUGUAAUAUUGAGACAUUCUCCUACUACUCACUCCGAUGUAUAUUUUCCCUCCUUUUAUGAGGUCUUACUAUGGAAAUUAUAACUUUGGUUGCUA
This is a messenger RNA of Cucurbita pepo subsp. pepo (vegetable marrow), 598 nucleotides long. The record is from RefSeq and is a predicted model, not a curated record. Lineage: Eukaryota; Viridiplantae; Streptophyta; Magnoliopsida; Cucurbitales; Cucurbitaceae.